This is a messenger RNA of Nelumbo nucifera (sacred lotus), 3007 nucleotides long. The record is from RefSeq and is a predicted model, not a curated record. NCBI's taxonomy places the organism in Eukaryota, Viridiplantae, Streptophyta, Magnoliopsida, Proteales, Nelumbonaceae.
AUGUCUCAAAUGAUCGCUUCUCAUCUGCUAGAACUUAUCAUUUCUAUGUGACAUGAAUUCUCUGGCUCCCGAGACGGAAUCGGUCCUCACUAGUUACUGCUGUGGAGGGAGCGAGGGAGGAAGGGAACCCACCCAAUCCACCACCAGUUCUAUGGGGAAGCCUCAAAGCCAUAGAAUCCUCCUCCUCCUCCUCCUCUGUUUCUCUCUUUUCUUUCAUCUCUCGUCGUCUUAUACUCUUCCUACGGAAUACUUCAUCAACUGUGGAUCACACGCCGACGUUUUUGACGUUGAAACCCGGAGAUUCGUCGGGGACAAGAAUUCCAAUUCAUUCACUCUGCUAGCAACUUCAGAUAACGUGGUCGGUGUUGACAACUCUCCACCAGAUCUUUACAGUACUGCAAGAAUAUUCAGAAAGCCUUCGGCGUAUGAAUUCAAUAUUGAUGGCAACCGUACUCAUGUGGUACGCCUCCACUUCUCCCCUUUCACCUCCCAAAAUCCGAAUUACAAUUCUACUUCAGCCGUGUUCAAUGUUUCAGUUGCUGGGUUUUCUCUGUUGACAAAAUUUGGAGUCAACGAUAGUACUACCGAACCUCUAAUAAAGGAGUUCUUGCUCAGUAUCAACAGCACAAAAUUCCAAAUCAUCUUCAAGCCUGAAGCUUCUUUUGCCUUUGUUAAUGCCAUAGAGGUCUUCCUUGCGCCCGACAUUCUGAUCCCCAACAAAGGUCCCCUUUAUAUCAAUUCCACAGGAAGCAGCAAGGCUUACAACGGUCUUCCAUCAAAGGUUUUGGAAACAAUUUACAGGAUCAAUGUUGGAGGUUCCAAGAUAACACCUACUAACGACACCCUCUGGAGAACUUGGAUUCCAGAUGUCAGUGACAAUCACAGUUAUCUGGUUAACCCAAACCCAGAAGCUACAAAUACCCCUCCCAGUAAGUCACCAAAGUACCAAGAAGGUGAUAUGGAAUAUGUUGCUCCACACUCGGUUUACUCGACUGCACGACAACCGAAAAAUAACAAUUCCAACAUAACUUGGAGCUUCAGUGUGAGUCCUAAUGCCAAGCAUCUAGUUCGUUUGCAUUUCUGCGACAUCGUUAGUGAAUCUACGUUUCUGCUAUCCUUCUAUGCAUAUAUCAAUACCUAUUAUGGGUAUAUUGUUAAUGAUACCACUGCAGGGUUGUUGGUUCCUAAUCACACCGACUUCGUGGUGGACUCUGGUGAUUCGGGCACUAUUAAGAUCAUUGUAGGUCCAGAUUCAUCAUCUGCAAUCAAAACUGUUUUUCUAAACGGGUUGGAGAUCAUGGAGAUUACAAAUAAUAGGGAUACAUCUUUCUUGCACGGGUUUGGGAAGAAAAACCAUGUCGUUAUUGUGGUGGCUUCAGUUGUUGGAGGCAUUGCCGUUAUUGGCGUACUGGUAGUUGCCGUCUUCAUCUUCAUCUUCAGAUGCCGGAGGCAGAAGACGCCCAGUGAUUCCAAGACAUGGCCACCCUUGUCUCUAUGUGAAGGGAGUUCAUACACAGAUAUGAAUGGAGGGAGUACAAACGGCUCCCCAUUUCCGAACUUAGAUCUCAGUUUAAAGAUCCCUUUUACUGAUAUACUGUUUGCGACCAACAAUUUCAGUAAGGUUUUUCUCAUUGGUUCUGGUGGAUUUGGUAAAGUGUACAGAGGGAUUCUAAGGGACAAUACAAAAGUCGCAGUAAAACGAAGCCAGCAGGAUGCGGGACAGGGCUUUCUUGAAUUCCAGACAGAGAUCAUGGUAUUAUCUAGAAUCCGUCAUCGUCAUCUUGUUUCCUUAGUUGGGUACUGCGACGAACACUCGGAAAUGAUUCUGGUAUAUGAGUUCAUGGAAAGAGGGACACUGAGAGACCAUCUUUAUGGUUCAGAGCUGCCCUGCUUGUCUUGGAAGCAGAGACUUGAGAUAUGCAUUGGUUCUGCAAGGGGUCUCCACUACCUCCACACUGGUGCAGCAGGGAAGAUCAUUCACCGAGAUGUUAAGUCCACAAACAUCUUGCUCGAUGGGAAUUUUGUUGCCAAGGUUGCUGAUUUUGGUCUUUCUAAGGCUGGGCCUGGCAUGGAUGAGACCCAUGUAAGCACAGCCGUGAAGGGAAGCUUUGGCUACCUUGACCCUGAGUAUUUUAAGCGUCAACAGUUGACAGAUAAGUCAGAUGUGUAUUCAUUUGGGGUGGUCCUUCUGGAAGUGAUUUGUGCAAGACCGGCCAUCAAUCCUACACUCCCAAGAGAGCAGGUGAACUUGGCUCAAUGGGGGAUGAAUUGUCUGAAGAAGGGGUCAUUUGAGCAGAUUAUUGAUCCUUUCCUGGUGGGUAAGAUCAGUCCCRACUCUCUGAGGAAGUUUGGAGAUAUUGUUCAGAAAUGUUUGAGUGAGUAUGGUUUUGAUAGGCCAACCAUGGGUGAUGUGUUGUGGGAUUUGGAAUACGCACUAAAACUUCAACAGACUGCAGUGCACAGGGAACCGCAUGAGGAUAGCAUCAUCUGUGCAUCAGAGCAUCCAUUGCCUACUGUUCAGCGUGUUCCUUCAAUAAACGUGGUAAUUGAAAGAGACGGUGUAGUACCCAAAUAUGAUAUUAGUUCAGAUGUAUCGGAAAGCCAAGUAUUUUCCCAGUUGACUAUUGGCGAAGGAAGGUAGUUCCUUUGAAGGUGCCUGUUAUUGUAGGUCUGUGAGUUUUAAUGUUUGUUAAUUUCUCCAAAAUGCAUAACAAGACUAAACCGCUUCCGUAAGGAAGACUUGUUUUGCUUUACUUCCAAGGUGAGUCUAGAUGUCUCAACAUUGAUCAUGUCAGUAUGGUUUACUGCGUUUCUGAUCUGUUUUAUUUGUUAAAGUUAGUUGUAUACUUUCAAAGAAGCAUUAGUUUCAAGAUAUUAGAACUUAUUUCCUUCUUUCCCACUACAGUCAGAAAGAUGCGAAUCAAAAUGUAGAACUCAAUAUGAGAAUAUGUAUUUAAAUGAGUGUUUAUGUGUACAUGUAAGAGCUAGACAGUAUCAUCCUUCAAGU